GGAGGUCUCCCCUGCCCAUCCUGUCUGAGGUCCCUGAGCUUCACUCAUGCCAGUGACAGAGGCCUCCCCCUGUCCUUCAAAGGGCUCAGCGUCCAGCUGGGGAAUGGGGCAGGCCACCUGAUGCGAAGAGUCAACUCAUUGGGAAAGACCCUGAUGCUGGGAAAGAUUGAAGGCAGUACCCUUUUGAACUCAGUCUUGAAAAUGAACCCAGUUGUCUCGCAGCCAGGUUAUGGCUCGGUGGUCUCGGCGUCUAGUGACUGGCAAACCGGCACCUUUGACUGCUUUGAUGACAUAGGGAUCUGUCUCUGUGGAGCCUUCUGUCCCCUGUGCCUCUCGUGUCAGAUCGCCUCUGACAUGAACGAAUUCUGCCUGUGCGGAUCAAGUGUCGCCAUGAGGACAAUGUAUCGGACCCGAUACGGCAUCCCGGGAUCCAUUUGUAAAGAUUUCCUGUGUCUGGCAUUUUUACCACACUGUGCCCUUUGCCAACUCAAGCGAGAUAUUGAAAAGAGAAAAGCAAUGAAUGCUUUAUAAAAGAUACUUGGUCAAAUUCACAUGGUAGUGAAAGAAAAUGCUUCAAUGAAAUACUGCAUCUAUUCAGUGCUAUCUCAUCCUAAAUCUUAGAAACUAAUUCAGCUAAUCAUAUGGCUUCAAAUGGCUUCAAAACAUUUUAAAUUUUUGAUUUGCUUUGAAAGAAAUACGUUUCCAGUGCCCUUCUCUAAGAUGACUGCCAUUAAAAAUUAAUUUCCUCAACAA
Dama dama (fallow deer) is the source of this 753-nucleotide messenger RNA. Its product is annotated as placenta-specific gene 8 protein-like. The transcript has 7 exons. The record is from RefSeq and is a predicted model, not a curated record. The coding region runs from base 121 to 531 and encodes 136 amino acids. Gene Ontology annotation, biological process: positive regulation of transcription by RNA polymerase II. Lineage: Eukaryota; Metazoa; Chordata; Mammalia; Artiodactyla; Cervidae.